Molecule: messenger RNA, 636 nt
Organism: Theobroma cacao (cacao)
Lineage: Eukaryota; Viridiplantae; Streptophyta; Magnoliopsida; Malvales; Malvaceae
Source: RefSeq, a predicted model, not a curated record
AUGACAGAUAAUGGGCAAGCUAAGAAUCAAGGGGAUUCUCAAGCAAUUUAUCCUCCACCACCAUUCCCACAAAGGUUGAAAAGGCAAAAGCUUGAUAAACAAUUUGAGAAAUUUCUCAAUGUUUUCAAGAAGCUCCACAUAAACAUUCCUUUUGCUGAAGUUUUGGAAAACAUGCCAAGUGUUUCAAUUAUGCUUUUGUCAAUUGCCAAGAAAAUUAGACUUAAUGAGAUACAACCCACCACAGUUUCUUUGCAAUUAGCAGAUAGGACAAUCAGGCAUCCUGUUGGCAUUAUUGAGGAUGUAUUGGUUAAAGUUGGGCAUUUUUACAUUCCGAUGGACUUCAUUGUGCUUGAAAUGGAAGAGGAUCUGGAAAUUCUUUUAAUCUUGGGCCGACCAUUCUUGGCCACUGCAAGUGCAAUCAUUGAUGUAAGAGAAGGCAAGAUAACUUUCAAAGUUAGAGAAGAGGAAGUUGAGUUUAACAUUUUCAAUGCAAAUAAAAAUCUUAGCUCUACAAGUUGUUGCUAUAGAAUGGAGUUAAUUGAUGAAGGGAAAGGUGAACCUAUUUCUCCACAUACAAUUGAGCAAGCACCAAUCUUUGAGUUUAAGCCACCACCUCCGCUUGUCAGACCCAAGUAG